AGCCUUCCUGACGUCAUGCCUGUUUCCUCCCCCCUGUUAGAGGAGAGGGAGAGAGAGAGAGAGAGACAGCCUGUCCUCCCUGCUCCCCUGUCUCGGUCGGACAAGACGGUCCCGGAGCCUCCAGACUGGGAUUAUAGGAGUGAGAACAUGCGGGCUGCAGGGCACCAGCUAGCCGCAGUGCUGGCUCUGUUUGCCGCAGUGUGCGGGUCACACGCGGAGGUGAUCGAUGACAUCCUGAGCAGCCUCUCCAGGGGAGCAUCCUUCCUGGAGCGGCAACAUGAGCACAUCAACCUGGACGGGGUGGUCGGUUUCCUCAUGCUGCAGGCUGAACUGAAGGAAGCAGUUCGGACGUGGCCUCACACAGACACGGUCAGCUGGGCUCAGAGAACCUCCGCCGUCGCUCUGGUCAAGCGUCUGGACCAAAGCUUCGACAAGGCCGUCGCUGCCCUGCAGCAGAAUGACCCCAAAUACUACAGAGAGUUUGAGCCCCUGCUGUCGUGGAGCUUCUGGUUGAUUCCUCAGGAGUGGAGCUCCACAGACCCCAGCCUGGUCUAUCCCUCCUCCAUGACCACCGAGUGUUACGACGAGCAGCUCAGUGACAAGUGCCUGACCCUGCUGCUGGGAACCUGGAAGAUGAACGGGACGCCCUGCAUCGUCACGAAGCCCUGCCGGGACACCAUGACUCGUUUCGGUUGUCCACACUACUCUCUGUCCCACCAGCUGCUCUACUUCAUGAUCGGCAAAAUGAGAGGCUGCAGCAACCUGCUGAAAGGCGACACUCGAGAGUCCCGAGUCAACAUGACUGAACGGAGCUACGAGAAGAUUUUCUGCUCCAACAUGAUGAAGACCAACCAGGACAUCAUCAGAGACGGUCUGACCGAACAGACGGUGGACAUCUUCAUCGAGAACAUCCUGAUUUGUGGAUUGUCUGGUUUCUUCGACUUCUACAAAGCUGAUUGGCUGCAGCAUAUCCUCCGGCUGCAGGAUGAGGAAGUGGGCUGCUUUGGACGAGACAAGAGCAUCAUCUCUCAGAUCAUUGGAGACGAGCUGCUGGAACAGCUGCAGCCUCACAGGAGAGUGAAGAGGAGGGAGAAAAUACUUCCAGGUCAGCUCCAGGACACAUCGAAUUAUUCUGCCGUCACACAGGCUUAUUUACUGUGAUCUGCUGAGUCAUUUAUUAAGAGCUCAAAC
Molecule: messenger RNA, 1191 nt
Organism: Micropterus salmoides (largemouth bass)
Lineage: Eukaryota; Metazoa; Chordata; Actinopteri; Centrarchiformes; Centrarchidae
Product: UPF0764 protein C16orf89 homolog
Exons: 7
Coding region: 16-1161 (381 amino acids)
Cellular component (GO): cytosol; membrane
Source: RefSeq, a predicted model, not a curated record